This is a messenger RNA of Trematosphaeria pertusa, 1011 nucleotides long. Its product is annotated as phosphotransferase enzyme family protein. The transcript has 3 exons. NCBI's taxonomy places the organism in Eukaryota, Fungi, Ascomycota, Dothideomycetes, Pleosporales, Trematosphaeriaceae. The record is from RefSeq and is a predicted model, not a curated record. The coding region runs from base 1 to 1011 and encodes 336 amino acids.
AUGGCACUCGAUCCAGCGAUCCUAGCGCUACUUAAGCUGGAUCCUAGUCGGACUACUGUGGUCCCCUCCGGCAAGGGGUCUAGCAGUGCGUCGACAUCCAAAAUCACUGCAAGAUUCGACGAUGGAUCAGAAAAGUCCUUCUUCCUGAAAACGCUGACUGGCGAGCUUGGCCCGUUGUUGGUCCACGGAGAACAUGCGUCUCUGCAAGCGAUACACUCGGCUGUGCCAGAUCUGUGUCCCCAGUCGUAUGGCUUCGGCACCCUACGAGAAGCCCCGAGUACGUCCUUCCUCGUCCUGGAGUUUAUCCAGUUGUCACCCCCUUCGUUCCCGUCCGCCUUCAUGCAAACGCUCUACCGCCGCGCAUCUCUGGCUACAGAACUUGGGAAGUUACAUUCAACCCCCGCCCCUGUUCCCAACGGACAUACGCGGCCGCAGUUUGGCUUCCCCAUCACGACGUGCUGCGGUGACACGCCGCAAGACAACUCUUACAAAGAUUCAUGGGCACAGUUCUUUGUCGAAAACCGUCUACAACAUAUGCUGAUGCGGGUGGAAAAGAAACAUGGCGAGGAUUGUGAGCUUCGUCGGCUCGUGGAAGGCAUCGUUGCUCGUGUCGUGCCUCGCUUGAUUGGUGAUGACCACCUCAACAACGGGAAACGAGUAACUCCUGUCGUAGUCCAUGGAGACUUAUGGAGCGGUAAUGCCUGCAUGGGGGUGUUUGCUGGGGGGAAGCCGCAGGAAGUCGUCUACGGCCCUUCUUCAUGUUAUGCUCACAGCGAGUAUGAGAUCGGCAUCAUGAGGAUGUUCGGAGGAUUUGGGAGCAGCUUCUUCACUGAGUAUCACAAGCAUGUCCCGAAAACUGAGCCUGUCGACGAGUAUGAAGAUAGAAUUGUGCUGUAUGAGAUGUAUCAAUAUCUCAAUCACUACCUGAUAUUCCGGGGAGGAUACAAGGACGACGCGAUGGAUGUAAUGAACGGCCUCAUGCAUAAGUAUGCGGAUUGCGACGACUUCUGA